GUGGUGGUGGUGGUGUGUCGUGUGAGAGACAACAUAGACGGUCGAUCUCGGUAGUCGCAGCUCGAUUGUGUCUCUGUACCUGACUGUUUGGAGUAGUUCGACCAACCUUUCGUCGAUGGCUUCUCGAUUCUCUGUUCUUUCGAAUGUUUGAUUGCUUGAAAUGAACAGAGACAUGUCGAGUCUUCAUUUCAUUGCAUUUCCCCUUCCCGGGACCGAGGAUCAACUCAAUGAGCGCCUCAAAGAUGUGGCCGACAAGUUGCGGCGGUCAGCGUAUUCACCGCCAUCGUUCCUGAACAAGUUCACGUCGGGGUCGAUAUUGCAGUGCGUUGUGGGACCAUCUCAUCUUGGUUUUCUCUUAGACGAUGGGAGAGUUUGCAGAGUUGUGUAUUCGCUGCUUUCGGAGAGCUUGGAUCUCUCAAAGACCAACAAUGAUUCCUCGAAAGGGUGAGCAGAUGAUAUUCGGAAUAGUCGCUCGAGCGACCCUGCUAUGUCUAGCGGCGCUAAUGGCUCCAACGCAGCGUCUACUUCAUCGUCGAGAAUAAAACGAACCGCUCGAAUGUCAACCGGUGGUUACCGUAGCUCCUCUGCACGAAUCGUCAUGGGCAACCGGCCUGUGGUCCCAGCUACUCAUGUUCCAGAAGAAUUAGUUAUGCAAGCUCAAGUUGUCCUCCAGGGCAAGAGCAGACACGUAAUAAUUCGUGAGCUGCAGAAGACGAAUUUGGAUGUGAAUCUGGCUGUGAAUAAUCUCCUGUCGAGGGACGACGAAGAAGGCGACGAAGGAUCCGCGAUGAACGAUGACGCUCCCGGCGAAGGCUUCAUGAGCGAAGACCUCAUGUCUUUACUCGACGGACCUAUGCAACCGGACUCCCACAAUCAUCCCUCAGUUAUAAUAGAUCCAGAUGCAUUAUUUGCUGAAGACAUGUUUGGACCGGCAAACGCGUCGGGCUUCAGUCGUAGAAGCUGUCGCGGCAGUUCAAAAAAUGCCUCGAGCGAAAACAACUCAUUCCUGAGGAUGGGUAGAGAUAGUCGUCAGCUAGCCGGGAGCGGCUCGCGGAAAGGAUGGCUCGAUGCCACCCUCAAAGACAGCAGCUCGGAUAGUACGGAUAUGGGCAAUAUUAAAAAGAAUAAGAACCCUGUCUGGAUCAGUGAAGACAUCGAGUUCUGGCCGGGCCACAGCAAGUUCGUCCAUCUAAUCUCGCUGUACUCUGAGCUGUGUGCUCUGAGCACGACCGGACAACUCCACCAGUGGAAAUGGUGGAGCUGUGACCCGUAUCGAGGCGAGAUGCAGGGCGUCUACCAUCCCAAAACCAUUUCGUUGAACCUCCUCCACGAACGCAUCUCGUUACUCGACGGAAGAUGUGCCCGAGCGAGCGUGGUGACCGAGUCCGGGAAAGUUGCAACGUUUGUCGACGAGAGCCUGAACCCGGUCGCCUUCAGACUCGAACAGCAAGCUACAUUAUUCAGCGAGCUGCAGGGUGAACGGAUCCAGUCGAUUCAUGUGUGUUCAUUGUACUCUUGUGUUCGCCUCUACAACGGGUCGAUCUAUUGGUGGGGUGUGCUGCCUUUCAGCCAACGUAAGAAAAUCUGGGAACGCAUGUGUCAACGAUCGAAGCAGAGCAAGAGCUCCUCCUCGCAGAAUUCGGAGAUCGUCGUCGAUUCUCAAGUGUGUAUGAGAUACAGUCCUGUGUACCACCCCGGUGCGCUCGCGUUCACCACGGCCAACGGGCAUCCUCGUGUCGGUCAGCUGUUAGCCGCGGCUUGGAACCUUCCCGACGCGUGUCAGUUCAAAAUCAUUAAUCCCAAACCCACGACUCUCGAGCGAUCGAGCAGCCAGCCCCCUCCGGACAACUCGAGCAACGAUCGAACAGAAAUGCCCCCACCACCUUCGCCGGCUUCGUCCACCUGCAGUGAGCCACCGCCGCACAGCCCAUUGUCGCACAAGAGGAAAAAAACGCAACGCUCGGACGACGACAAGACCGAGGAAGAGGAGUGGGCCCUCAAGGAUGUGAUUUUCGUCGAAGACGUCAAGAACGUACCCAUCGGCCGAGUUGUCAAAGUCGAUGGCAUGUACGUCGCCGUCAAGUUCCCGAGCAAGGAAGGGACCGGGGACAAAGAGGACCCGUUGUCCGACUGUCGACUGAUGCGCAAGGACGAGAUUCAAGUCGUGCGGGGAGGGUCCGCCGCCUCGACCAGAGUUCUGGACUGUCUGCAGCGAACCCCGAAGCGCGUGUCGUUCCCGGAUAACGUCGAUAUUCUCUCGAUGUCUGUCGACGCUCGUGGAAUACAUGCGAUCAUUCGGAACAAGAAGUCGAAUCAGCUGCGGUACUCGAUCCACAACGUUUCGACGGGACGCGCCGAACAAGAUUCGCUCUUCCCGAUACUCACAUCGAGCUUCCUCGCUUCGGACUCUUCGCAAGUUUCUCUCAGCGUCAACGGUGAGAACGAGACCAUCUCGCUGCUGAGGGACGGCAACUCGUGUCUCUUCCCACUGGCGCAUGACUGUGUCGACGCCAUCCGGGACCCUGUGUGGCUGAAUCUGCCCCCUGUUCGGGCUAUCGGGAUGGGGGUCCAGCCUCUUCGUGAUGUCUUGCAAAAUCAGAAAAAUCAGGUCGCUGUGAUCGCGUUGGUUCUCGAACCCCAGACCAUUAUGCCGGCAAUUCUCAAGGCCAACGCCGAGGCCGUCGGUCAAGUAUUAUCAAGUGCUAAACGCGACAUGGAUUCCGAAGGCGACGUUUCCAUCCUGAGAAGUAUUCUUAGCGAGCGAUGUGACGGCAAUCGGAACAUAAUUCACGCGGCGGUAUCGGUCUCGUUCCCCACGUCAAACAAGAACGCAGAAGCCGACUCCAAUCAGUACGAAGCUCUCGAGAUCAUGCCGAAUUCGGCGGCUGCAUCGGCUUCGGGCAGCCAGCCGAUCAGCGGUAGGAACAUUUCGCUAUCGGAGAUGAUGCGCCGGGCACGUGGGGGAGAUCCCGUCGAUCUGCAAGGAUCGUCUCAGGAGAGCGAUUCGGAAUACCAGCCGAUUCCCCGAAUCAUGUGGCCUUCCGAAGAGAGCGUCCAAGACGGUGAUGCUCACAACGACCAAGGUUUCCAAUCGGGAAGCGGGCAAAGCGACUCGGGAAAGAACCAGGGCGGUCUUGCUUCCCUGACGGGGCUCCUUCAGUCUCCCGUGUUGAGACCACACCUCUUUGAACUGCUGUACGCCCGUGACGCCACGGGACAGACCCCUUUCAUGACCGCGGUCACGGGCAGAGCUUACCGUGCCGCCACGAUCAUCUUGGACGCCGCUCAACGGUGCUGCGAGAACUCGAAAGUUGCUCUUCGGCAGAUGAUUUACCCGCCGGACGCCUCUCCAGAUGACUCACCGUUGCACGUUCUCUGUACAAAUGACACAUGUUCGUUCACAUGGACCGGCGCCGAGCACAUCUCUCAAUGCAUAUACGAGUGUCGUACGUGUGGACUCACGGGGACGCUCUGUUGCUGCACAGAAUGCGCGAGAGUGUGUCACAGGGGUCACGACUGCAAAGUUAAACGUGCCUCUCCGACCGCCUACUGUGAUUGCUGGGAGAAGUGCAAAUGCAAAGCUUUGAUCCAAGGCAGCAAUUCGGCCAGGAACCAGUUGCUGAACCGACUUAUUCAAGAAACCGAUCUGGCUACGCUGCCAAACAGCAGAGGAGAGACGAUACUCUUGUUCUUGGUGCUGACCGUCGGUCGUCAAUCCGAGGAGCAGAAGAACUUCCGACCUUCGCGGCCCCGUUCACAAGUGAGCAGAAAGGUUUCGAACGCUGACGGUGGACACGAGAUGCCGGACCACGAUCUCGACCCGCCCAAGUUCGCCCGCAGAGCCCUCGAGAGACUCCUGAGGGACUGGGCCGCGGUCCGCGCCACCUUGAUGGCCGGGGAGCGCUCUCUGUCAGAUGAUUCUCAGCUGACCGCUCAAGCCGGAUCGACUCUGCUCGACAAAUUCACUCAGAGUCUCAUCUGGAAGUGUUCGAUGGAUAUGUUGGACACGCUGUUGUCGACCUUGAUCCAGGAGCUCUACCACGACCGGGACAGUCGAGCACCGGAGUCCAACCCGGUCGUUGUUCGAUUCGUGCGCUCGGUUGUUCGUUUGUUCACUGUUCUCGUAGCCGAAAUGGCUCCCAGUCCGAGCAAACGAAAAUCGCGUUCCCUCAUGUUCAGCCUUUCCGGGGCCGCGUCGCAGCCUGUUCUGAAGUGCAAGCGAGUAUUCCAAGCCCUACUGCCGAUAUCAAUCCGAGAGUUGGCCGACGCUGCCGUCUCUCUGGUCUUACCGAUACGAUUGGGCAUCGUAAGACCCACGGCUCAGUUCUCGUUGCUGGCCUCUAAAGGAGCGAUCGAAGGUAGCGAGGAACUGUUCCAUGUCGAUGCCCCUCUAUUCUCUUCUGCAUCAGAAGAGAACCCGGGACCUUCCGAUGAGCACAGCGAACCCCCGAUCGCUGUUCGGCAGCGACAGAGUUUCUUCCGUCCCGCAGCCCCCGCAACGCACCUGCUGCGGGAACCGGCCGCAGAUAGCGAGUCGGAAAGCGAAAGCGAGAGAGAUGAAGACGCGCUAUCAGUAUUAUCCAUUUCGGAAGUUCGGGCUAAUCACCACGGCAUUUCGUAUUCUCGAGAAAUCGAUGAAUCGACAAAGAGGAUUUUUUGAAUUAUCUUUUUCCGCCCCGUAGACGAAGAUUCCGCGGGAGAAACCUCGGGAGGAGACGGGGAGGACGACAGCGACGCUGCGGAUACCGAAGAGCAGGAUAACGACGAUGGUGACAACACCGACGAGCCACUCGAGAGACGACCCAGUGCCACCGCAGGAAGGAACAAUAACUCGCCAACUUACUUGGCACCAGCGCAUCUACAGUGGGCCGUGAGGAAUCGGGCAGAUGUCGCGAGCACUUCGGCGACGAACUCGCCAUCCACGAACACGAUUCUGACGGCGUCCGUUCCCAUGACCAAUGGACUCGUCUACAUCGACGCCAACACUCUACGAAGAACUACAAGCAACGCCACAGCACCUGCACCCAGCGUAUCGAGUGCGUCGCUGAGUGCUGCGGCUGCCGCCACUGCUCAUGGACAACACAUACCAUCCGUGAUCAAUACCAACAUCGGCUUGGCUCGGACUUUCGCGGCGCUCAUCCGUCAGACGACCGACCUGCUGGCCGUACUCGAAGAGUCGGCUAACGCCAGAUAUCUCGUGCCAGGGAUGCUCAAAGUUCCCGCAGAAGUUCUUUCCACCGAAGUGCAGCAGAACCUCUACGACUCCGUGGACGCUCUGUUCAAGCCAACGUGGGACUGGCUGAUGACGGUCCUGGAUUCGACUGAAUGCCAACUCAGAUUCGGUUGCUCUCUGAACAAGCGACUCGGUGGCGUUCAGGUACAGAAGCCCUCUUCGUCGAGCGGCUUUUCGUUUCUGCGGAGUGCAGACAAUGACGGCAAGAAACGUCCGAAGUCCGAGACAGCGGCCCGCAGAGACUUUUUGUCUUACGCCCUGUCCCUUCUGCGAGCUCAGUCGUCCGAGCACUUGGAUUCGCUGCCAGUCAUCGAUGUAGCAUCGUUGAAACACAUCGCGUACGUGUUCGACGCAAUGGCCUACUAUCUACGCUGUGGGAAUCACAGCUCGCAAGCCAAUAGCAAUGAGAGCGCUGACAUCGGCGACGUCAUGCGAGAGGGUUCCCUGCUGGCACCCUGGAUGGACACGGAUCAGGACAUGGUGGAUACGGACGAGGAAAAAUCGGCCAACGUCGACAAGAGCGCUGCCGGCGACGCUUCGAAACAACAGCACACAGGGAGGAAGCACGCAUUCUUCCAGCGAUCGGACUCGACACUCUGUCUCGGGUGCAUUCCCCCGCCGGAUCCCUUCCUGACUCCGCUCAAUGAAGCGCUCCCGGUCGCUGAAAAGCCUCAGUUGUUGACCCCCACCGCGACUCGGCUGGACCUCUUCGGCCCUCCCUCCAAAUACUACAACGACAAGAGAGGCUCUGCCUACCAACUGAAGCCCUCUCUGAGAGUAUCACAAGAGUGUGACAAUUGGCCGAUAGUGUCUAGUCGGAACGCAGGCGAGAAGUUCCACGACGCCUUCCUGAGCCGGUGGCAUCUGACGCUGGAGCUGUUCGGAAGGGUUUUCGUCGAUGACGUGGCUACCGAAGCGGGUUCCGUGCUCUCGGAACUCGGAGGUUUCCCCGUGAAAGAAGUCCGCUUCCGUCGCGAAAUGGAGAAACUGAGGAGCUCACAGCAGCGCGAUAUAUCUUUCUCGAAAAUGGACAGGGAUAGGAAUCUGCUGCUCCAACUCACAUUCCGAGAACUGAAUCAGCAAUACACUAACAACAGCCGACGCUCGAUGAACGGGACCCCUCCCCUGGCUGUCCAUAAAGUUAAAGUUAUAUUCAAAGACGAACCGGGAGAGGGAUCGGGAGUGGCUCGAUCGUUCUACGCAUCGUUUGCCGAAGCGGUUCUGUCCAACGAGAAGAUACCGAACCUUGAAAGUUGCCAAAGCGGAAGCCGCAGUCUUCAGUACAAAUUUUCUCUCUCAGAUAUCAUUCAACGACUGAAGCGAGACAAAGAAAUCCGCAAUAGGGCGUCUCGUUCUUCGGGAUCCAGCCUACGAGUCGAUGCGCCUCCCUACGUUCAUCCUUCGAGCAGCGAGGAACCAUCAGGCCCGAACCACCGGAAGCAGUUGGGUACACGCCUCUACCCAAGAGUUUACGCCCUCAGACCUCCUCUCGCCGGCAAGAUCACUGGCAUGCUCCUCGAGCAGACCCCACCGCAGCUGAUUCUACUCCUCGCGUCUGAAGAUGCCUUGAGGCAGAAAGUCGAGGAGUGCGUGGAACUUUUGUCCUCUCAGAAAUGUUCCGUGAAGAUGGAGUCUCUCGAUCUCAACGAAGCAGGAGCCUCCAGCUCUCUCUCUGAACCGACAGAAAACGCCUCGCCCGAAGACAACGCUCCAUUCUUCUAUCAACCGGGGAAGACUGGUUUCUAUUCACCGCGUCAAGGACGCUGUUCUUCGGAGCGUCUGAACGCCUUCCGCAACAUAGGUCGUAUCAUUGGUUUGUGCCUUAUGCAGAACGAGCUCUGCCCAAUACCUCUGAGCCGGCACGUGUUGAAGUAUAUUCUCGGCCGGAGAAUCGGUUGGCAUGAUCUGGCGUUUUACGAUCCGGUUCUCUAUGAGAGUUUGCGCCAAAUACUCUUGGAUGCAAACGAAAAGAACAAGGAAAUCAUCGCUGCCCUAGAGCUCACGUUCACCAUCGACCUCGGACCAGAGGAGGGUAACACUACCGCCGAACUGAUCCCAGACGGACGCAGCGUGCCGGUGACGCACCAGAAUGUCUUCGACUACGUUCGACGGUACGCGGAAUACCGAAUGGUCAAAUCACAGGAGAGAGCUCUCGAAGCUCUGCGUACCGGUGUUUUCGACGUCCUUCUGAACAACAGUCUCGAAGAACUUACGGCGGAAGACCUCCGACUGCUCUUGAACGGGGUCCCCGAGAUCCACGUGGCAUCGAUGAUUUCGUACACGACUUUCAACGACGAGAGCAAGGAGAGCUCUGAGCGGACAAUUCGUUUCAAAAAAUGGUUCUGGUCAAUCAUGGAGAAGAUGUCGUCCAGAGAUAAACAGGAUCUGAUCUACUUCUGGACUGGAUCGCCGUCGCUACCCGCGUCGGAAGAAGGCUUCCAACCCAUGCCCACUGUGACCAUUCGUCCCCCGGACGAUCAGCAUCUGCCCAGUGCUAAUACGUGCAUAUCUAGGCUCUAUCUCCCCUUAUAUUCUUCUAAGCAGAUCCUCAGAUCGAAGAUACUUUUAGCGAUUAAAACGAAAAACUUUGGUUUUGUUUGAGACGGCAGGGCAGCGUUCCGAGUGAGUGACGGUAGCGCGAGCGCUUGCGUUGUUUUGUUCGACAAGGAAUGUCUCGUGGUGCUCGGCACGCACAUUCGCUGACGAACCGCUGCGCUAACAUGAAAAAUGAAUGGUAAAGUGAUGCAAAUGAAACAAAGAGUCCCCUAUGUAACUGAUCCAAUGCAACUUGUGGGCAUCAUUCACGUGCCGCAAACCAACGACAUGCUCAAGUGUAAAUACGAAUAAAACUUUUCC
Messenger RNA from Galendromus occidentalis (western predatory mite), 8089 nucleotides. It is a transcript of the gene hyd, whose product is annotated as E3 ubiquitin-protein ligase hyd. Gene Ontology annotation, biological process: positive regulation of canonical Wnt signaling pathway; protein polyubiquitination. The record is from RefSeq and is a predicted model, not a curated record. NCBI's taxonomy places the organism in Eukaryota, Metazoa, Arthropoda, Arachnida, Mesostigmata, Phytoseiidae. Gene Ontology annotation, cellular component: nucleus; cytoplasm. Gene Ontology annotation, molecular function: zinc ion binding; ubiquitin-ubiquitin ligase activity; RNA binding.